AUGUCGAGUGAAAUUUCUACUAAUAAAAUAUUAUUAACAUCGAAAACAAUUGAUUCAAAAUGGUUGGUUAUAUCAAAUUUACCUCGUACAGCAACUGAAGAAACAAUCAGAAAAUAUUUUCAACGAUAUGGCCGAGUACAAUCAAUUAGAAUUGAUGAUCAACGUUUUGCUUUUAUUAGAUUUUUUGAUCGACAUGCAGCAUUAAAAGCGCAUAAUUCAGAUAAUAUUCUUGAUAGACAACAAUUAAGAACAGCUUUUCAUGAUGGUUCGAAUUCAGUGCCUAAAAUACUUCUACAAACAUCGUCAAUAGCUUCUUCAAUUAUUCAAUCAUCAUCUCCUUCACAUAUGACAACAAUAACAAAAACAAUAAUUCAGAAUGAUCGAGAUAAAUAUACAUUACAUAAUACAUGUAGUCCAGAGGAAAAUACUCGAUAUCAAGUUGUACCUAUAAAAGAUGAUGUUGAUUUUUCUCAAAGUAAACGAAAAACAUCAUUAGACAAUAAUUCCAAACCAAUAACAAUGAAAUCUUCUUCAUCAUCCGAAUCUGAAAGAUCUCAUCAUCAUAAUUUAUCUUCGAAAUAUCCUACAUCGAAUUUAAAAAAAUUCAAAACAAAAAUAUUAAAGAUUUAUCAUUUACCAUCCAAAUUAUCAUCUCAAAUUUUACGUGAAAAACUUCGAAAUAUAUUUUUGGAUUUUAAAAAAUCUUCACAUUUAUUAACUAUAAAAAUUAUUGAUGAUUAUGCUUUAUUAACAUUUCAAAAAUAUGAAGAUGUUGAUAAAGCAUUAUUAUUUAUAAUAACAAAAUCUAUGAAUGGUGUCAGAUUAAAAGCUGAACCAUAUAAUAAUUUCAUAACUGAUAUAGAUGAAUAUUCAAUAAAAGCCACACGAACUUUAUAUAUAGGAAAUCUUCAAUCUGAAAUAUCUCAUAAUGAAUUACGUGAAUUAUAUUCCGAAUAUGGAGAUAUUAUUGAUAUUGAAAUAAAACGACAACAAUCAUCCAAUUCACAAAUCUUUGCUUUUAUUCAAUAUACAGAUAUCAAAAGUGUAGUUAAAGCAAUGGAAUCAAAGAUUAUUCGUGAUCAUUCAAUUAAGUUAGGUUUUGGUAAAAGUCAACCAACGAAUGUUUUAUGGCUUGGUAAUUUACCUUCGAAUAUAACUGAAUCAGAUUUACGUUUAUUUUUAAAUCGUAUAACAAAUUUAUCAUCGAAUGAAAUUCUUGAUAUUUAUAUUGAUAAUCGAAAUUGUCCGAAAAAUCAAAUUAUUCAAUGUUUAGUUUAUUUUAUUGAUAUAAUUACAGCACAAAAUUCAAUUAAUUUAAUUCGUGGAAAAAAAAUUCAAUCGAAACGUAUACAAGUUGAUUUUGCAAGUAAAAUACUUGUCACAACAUUUUCUGAUAUUAUCGAAGAAACAAAUAACAAGAAAAAUAAUGACCGAAGGACAAGCCGAUCGCAUCAAUCUGAUCGUCAUUCGAAAGCAUCAGAUAUUGGAUCAUCACUAAAUCUAUCAAAUAUAAUAUCACCUAGUGUAAAUCAAUCUCGUCAUUAUUCGUCUUCAUCAUUAGAACAUGAUUCAAUUAAUCAGAAGAAACUAAUCAAAUCUGAUUCUGAUAAAGAUGCAAAUCAUGAACGUAUUUUUGAUUGGCUUAUGCAAAAUCAACAUUUAAAUAUAAAUGAUAACGAUCAAGAAAAAUCUAUUGAUAAAUGUUCAAUAGAAACUAAAAAAGAAAUACAUUCAAAAGAUGAAAUUUUUAAUAAUAAUAAUGAUAUAAAUUCUCACGAUUUACCUAAAAACAAUUUUCAACCAAAAAUUAUUCCACUUGAAUCAAAUCCAUUAUUUAUUCAAUUAGAUAUACGUUUAAAAGUUUAUACAUCUUUAUCUAAUCAAUCAAUUACUUCAUUAUAUCUACCAUUUCCACAAUUUGCUAGAGCGUUAAUGAAAUCAUCUAAUAUUCCAAUUAUUCUUAAUCCAAAAGCACAUACAAAACAUCUAUCAAAUAUAAAUAAAACUAAUGAAGAUUUAUUAAUACAAAAUCAAUUUGAUGAAAGAUUAAAAUUAUUAGAUAAACAAAUAUAUGAAAAUAAUCGAAAAAUAUUAAUAACAAAUACAACUUUAAAUACUCAACAAACUUCACCAUCAUAUUCAUCUGAAUCAUCUUUAACUAUUAUAUCGUCAAAAAAAUAUAAUCCAAUGCCAUCGACUUCUACACUACUACAAUCGAUACCAUCGUCAUUAAUCUCACCACCAUUAUCAUCAUCUACAAAUCGAUUAAGUCCACCUUUAUCAAAUGAGAAAUCAUCAACAAAACUUCUCGAACGACUUGGUCCAUUAGCAAAAUUUAAACAUAAAUCAAUUCCACCACCAUUAUCUGUUAUAACUACUUUUCCAGUAGCAUCAAGUACGAGUAAUUCACCUAUGUUUCCUACUCCUAAUAGUAUCGUAGGACAUCAGAUUCAUUCUCCAACACCAACACCUUUAAAAUCAAUAUUAAAACAACCAUCGAAAUCAUUAGAUUCAACAGUCAAACAAAAUACAUCAUCAGAUGAUAAGAAAAAAUCAAUAAAUCAACAACAAACUAACGAGAAGAAACCACUCAAUCAAUCGAUAAGCUUAAAUAAUACUACUAAAGCAUCUUUAGGAAAAAUACCGAAAAAAGCUAAUGCAAAAUCCAUUGAAACUGUUGUACAAUCUCCAAAAUUAAUUAAAGAAACACCAAGAUUACCAAUUGAUAAUUCUCAAACAAUAAUAAAAAAUGUUCGUUCUACAUCUUUACCAUUGAUUAAUCAUUCAAAUAAAAUUCAAAAAAUGAAUAUUGCUGAAGCCAACAAAAGAUCAUCAUUAACAAUACAACAAAAGAAACCUUUACUCACAACAAAACAAGUUUCAACAAAUAAAUCUUUAUUAACGAAAAUCGAUCAAAAAUUAAUAACAAAAUCAAAUCAUAAUAAUAUAAUUAAGAAAAAAUCUGGAAAUAAAAUAUUCAAAUUAAAACAAAAUACAUGUAUGUACGAUCGAAUUAAAAAACGAGCAAGAAAUGAACAAAUUCAACAUAGUUUACUACCAAAAAAAGAUAAGUCUGCAUCUGACGAACAUAAUGAUGAUAUUAUUCAAGCAAAAAAUACCAAUAAAAUUAUUGAUUCAUCUGAUUCUAAAAAAGAUUUAUUAAUGAAAACGACAAAUAAACAAACAAUUGUUUUUGAUAGUAAUAUAUUUGAUACAGAAGAAAAUGAAGACAAGAAGACAAAUAAGAUUAUUAAUCGUCAAACAAUAAAAAUGUCGAAAUCUAAUAAUGAAAAAUUAAGGUCUAUAAAUAAAUCGACAAAUCCUCGGAAACAUUCAUUAACACAUGAAUCAAAUGAAUCUUCGAAGAAAAUAAAAUUAGAGCCAAUAACUAUCUCAUCUAUUAAUGAAGAACAAAUGAAUAAAACUGAAAAUUUAACAAACGAUACAAUCUCAAAUAAAAUUAAUACAACUUCUGAAUCAGUAGAUUUAACAAAAGAUUUAACAUUGAAUAUUGACAUCAUACAACCAACUUUAGAUGCCGAACCUAUCAGUGAUAUUGUAGUAUCUACUACGAAUACAAUUUCACAAGAUAUUUUUAAUAAAGAAGAAAUUUCAAAUGUAGCAUCAUCUCAGAUUCCAGCAGAUGAAUCAACAUCACAUUCUGUUGGUACUUCUUCAAAUAAAGAUUCUCAAGAACCAAUUACGUACAAUGAACCAUCGAUAUCAACAUCUCUGAACGAAACUAUCGAAACAUCAUCUAAUGUAAAUAAUCAAGUUAUCGUUACAGAUCAAUCAAUACCAGUUAGUUUAUCUCCUAAUACAAAACUACCGCCACCACCAUCAUCAACGUUAAAUGAAACAUUGAGUCAAUUUGAUAUUUAUUCAUUACCUAAUCCUAUACAUUCAUCAACAUCAAUCGAUCUAUUUCCACAAAUGCCUACACCAGAUAGUAAUUUAUUUACUUCUUCACAUCAACAUUUUCCAUAUCCUUUAUUUAUACCAUCACCUUUAUCGAAUUCACCAUUAUUAUCUACUAGAAGAUUAUCAUCAAAUAGUUGUAAUAGUGUUAUCGAAAAUCCUUUAUUUAAUAAAAUUCUAUCUGAACAACAACAUUGUUAUGACAAAGAGCUUAAAAGUGAUUCUAUUAGAAGAUUAUCAACUAUUUCACCAUUACCACCAAACCAUUCAACACUUAAUAAUAUUAUUAAUCAACAUCAAUAUCUCGGAUCAGAUUCUAUUGUUUCAUAUCGAAACUCAUCUGAAUUCUAUAAUUAUACAGGAACUACUCAACAAAUGUUGAAUUCAUUCUAUCAUGUCAAUGAUAUUCAAUCUUUUGAUCUGUAUGAUAUACAAUGGGAAGGAUAUGUCAUAUUAAAAACUGAUCAAGCUUAUAUAAAAACUCAACUUAUAGUUGGUAAUCCUCAAAUAGCACGUAUUUCAAUAAAUUAUUGGAAUUCAGAUUUAAAUCAUAAUUUACGUAUAUCACAACGUAUGCGUUUAGAAGAAAUUCAACUUGAUGGUGUACAAAAACAUAUGCAAAUGGAUAAUGAUUAUUGUAUAUUAAUUGCUGAACCAAAUGGUUUAACACCAGAAGAAAUACGUUUAGAACAGAAUCAUUUAAAAAAUGGUGUUAUUCAAUAUUUAAAUGAAAAACAAGCAGCUGGAAUUAUUAAUAUUAUAUUACCUGGUGUAUUACAACCUGUUUAUGUUGUUCAUAUAUUUCCACCAUGUCAAUUUGCAUCUGAAAUUUUACAAAAACGUGCACCUGAUGCUUAUCGAUGUGUUGUUCAAAAUAGAAUUGAACAAAUUUAUUUAGUAUUCAUUAUAACAACUACAGCUCAAUAG
Molecule: messenger RNA, 4845 nt
Organism: Adineta steineri
Lineage: Eukaryota; Metazoa; Rotifera; Eurotatoria; Adinetida; Adinetidae
Source: the annotation of a GenBank genome assembly